AUGUGGCUGAAGCUGAAGCUCCCGAACCCGGGUCUGGAUGAUCGGGUCCCGUCUCACGCCGAGCUGGAGAAGCUGGAGGUGGAGGAGGCCGGAGAGCGGCCGCAGUGGGACAACAAAACCCAGUACAUGCUGACCUGUGUGGGCUUCUGUGUGGGGCUGGGGAACGUCUGGAGGUUCCCGUAUCUCUGCCAGAGCCACGGAGGAGGAGCGUUUAUGAUUCCAUUCUUGAUUCUCCUGGUUCUGGAGGGAAUCCCGCUGCUGCAUCUGGAGUUUGCCAUUGGUCAGAGACUGAGGAAGGGCAGCGUCGGCGUCUGGAGAUCCAUCAACCCGUAUCUGACCGGAGUGGGCAUCGCGGCCAUGCUGGCAUCCUUCAUCGUGGGAACGUACUACAACACCAUCAUGGCCUGGGUCAUGUGGUACCUCUUCAACUCACUGCAGGAUCCGCUGCCAUGGAGUCAGUGUCCUGUUAACGCCAACAGGACAGGUCUGGAGCCAGAAUGCGAACGCAGUUCUCCGGUGGAUUAUUUCUGGUACAGAGAGACUCUGAACAGCUCGACGGCGAUCGAGGACUCGGGCGGUCUGCAGUGGUGGCUGGUGCUCUGUCUGCUCUGCGCCUGGACAGUCUUGUACAUCUGCUGCAUCAGAGGCAUCGAGACCACCGGGAAGGCCGUGUACAUCACAUCCACAAUACCCUACGUGGUUCUCACCAUCUUCCUGAUUCGAGCUCUGACGCUGAAAGGAUCUGUGAACGGAAUUAAGUUCCUCUUCACUCCAGACGUGAAUGAGCUGAUGAACCCGACCACGUGGCUGGACGCAGGAGCUCAGGUGCUCUUCUCCUUCUCUGUGGCGUCUGGAGGACUCAUCUCCUUCUCCAGCUACAACUCGGUCCACAAUAACUGUGAGCAAGAUGCCAUCAUCAUAUCCAUUAUCAACGGUCUGACGUCAGUCUACUCCGCAAUCGUCAUUUACUCCAUCAUCGGCUUCAGAGCAACGGAGAAGUACGACACAUGUCUGGACAGUAACAUCCUGACACUGAUAAACGUGUUCGAUCUGCCGGAGGGAAACAUCACCGAGAGCAACUACGACAGUUUUCUUGAGCAUCUCAACAGCACGGCACCAUCCGCCUUUCAGGAGCUCCAGCUCAAGACCUGCGACAUGCAUACGCUCCUCAGCGAGGGAGUGGAGGGAACCGGUCUGGCCUUCAUCGUGUUCACUGAGGCCAUCACUAAGAUGCCCAUCUCUCCUCUGUGGUCAGUGCUGUUCUUCAUCAUGCUCUUCUGUCUGGGAUUGUCCACCAUGUUCGGGAACAUCGAGGGAGUCAUGGCAUCACUACAGGACCUCAACCUGCGCCCCAAAAAGUGGCCUAAAGAACUCUUCACUGGUCUGAUGUGCACUAUGUCCUUUGUGGUGGCGCUUGUAUUUGUCCAGUCCUCUGGUAACUACUGGCUGGCUCUGUUUGAUGGCUAUGCCGCCUCAAUUCCUCUGCUGGUAAUCACCCUCUGCGAGAUAAUCGCUGUGGUUUACGUCUAUGGGAUUGACAGGUUUAAUAGGGACCUUCAAUUCAUGGUGGGACACAAGCCUAACAUCUUCUGGCAGAUCACAUGGCGGUUCCUCAGUCCCAUCAUCCUCCUGGUCAUUCUGAUCUUCUACUUUGUCAAUAAAGUUAGCGAACAGCUGACCUACAGGGUCUGGGACCCUGAAUCGCAGCUCGUAAGUGAUAAUGGCCCCCAACUGGUGUCUGAAGAGUUUCAGUCUUUCCUGUGUGUGAAUGGGAUUCAACGCAUCAGAUCUGUGCCUUAUCACCCAUCCACCAAUGGCCUGGCUGAACGCUUCGUCCAGACUUUGAAGAAGGCUCUAAAGACAUCACAGGGUAAGGGUUCCCUAAACCAGCAAUUGAACACUUUUCUGUUGUCUUACAGGAACACGCCACAUGCAGUCACUAAAGUCUCCCCAGGUACUGCACUGCUGAAACGACAACUACGCAGCAGACUGGACCUGCUGAGACCAAGAGGAACCAAGCAGAUUGUCUUUUCACAACAGCAAAUGCAGGUGCAGAGGCGAUGUAAGACGCCCAACAACAACGCGCAUCUCACAUCAAACCUUGGUAAGGAUGUGGUACCAGAAAUCUUGCCCACACCACCUUCUACUGAACCUCGGGUAAGCGGUCCUUCUGGGAAUACAUCUCCUGCACCAGCUACACCAGUGACUGUGACAGACACUCUAGUAAAAACACCACCUGUGCCUCCUCUUCAUCGUUAUCCGACUAGAGUGUGGAAACCACCACAAAGACUGGAUCUCUAG
Molecule: messenger RNA, 2301 nt
Organism: Labeo rohita (rohu)
Lineage: Eukaryota; Metazoa; Chordata; Actinopteri; Cypriniformes; Cyprinidae
Product: sodium-dependent neutral amino acid transporter B(0)AT1-like
Exons: 13
Coding region: 1-2301 (766 amino acids)
Biological process (GO): sodium ion transmembrane transport; DNA integration
Cellular component (GO): membrane
Molecular function (GO): nucleic acid binding
Source: RefSeq, a predicted model, not a curated record